UACCAAUAAAUAGUCUCUUUCUCUCGCCACGAACACGAUCUCUCUGUUCAUCUCCUGUAAAACUGAAAAGGUAAAGUAGAUAACGAUAAUGGCAGCCAAACCCAUCAUCGCAGCACACCUUAUCAACCUCUUAACCUACUGCGUUUGCUCCUCAAAGUCAUAUUCAACAGAACCAGUUCCAACACCAACGCCAUGGCCUCACCAAUUCCACUCCAUCCUCUUCAUGAACUACAGUGGAUCUCUCCAAAUUAUUGAUCUCUGGUACGAUUGGCCCAACGGUCGUAACUUCAACAUCAUCCAAAAUCAACUGGGUAAUCUUCUGUACGACCUCGAAUGGAACAACGGAACUUCCUUUCUGUACACCUUGGACUCGUCCAAGGAAUGCAAGACUUCCCAGCUCGAAGUGGGUAUCCUACGACCCAACUGGCUCGAUGGUGCAAACUACUUGGGCCAAAAAUACGUCGAUGGGUUCCUGUGUAAUGUCUGGGAGAAGGUUGAUUUUAUAUGGUACUACGAAGAUGUUGUCAACAAGAGGCCUGUUCACUGGGUCUUCUAUACAGGAAGGGCUGCUCAUGUGAUGACAUUUGAGGUGGGAGCUGUCCUCGAGGAUGCCAAAUGGCAGGCUCCCAUAUACUGUUUUGAGAAGAAAGAAGAGGAAAAGAACAAUAAACUACAAUCUCUGAUUGUUAGUGAUUCUUAGAAGAGUUUGAUGGACAUUGGCGUUUUGAGAAGUUCAACAAUGUGACAUUGAGAGGAUUUUUUUCUCCUCUUUUUUUUUUUUCGAUGGCUUGGCAUUGAGAAGUUCGACAACUACAAUGGAUGGUUUCACAUACAAAGGACUUUGAUUGUCAUGUCAAUUUUUAA
Messenger RNA from Nelumbo nucifera (sacred lotus), 864 nucleotides. RefSeq lists its product as uncharacterized. The record is from RefSeq and is a predicted model, not a curated record. Lineage: Eukaryota; Viridiplantae; Streptophyta; Magnoliopsida; Proteales; Nelumbonaceae.